Molecule: messenger RNA, 3040 nt
Organism: Mya arenaria
Lineage: Eukaryota; Metazoa; Mollusca; Bivalvia; Myida; Myidae
Product: 70 kDa neurofilament protein-like
Exons: 12
Coding region: 189-2006 (605 amino acids)
Source: RefSeq, a predicted model, not a curated record
CAGCACUAUCGUGGCCAGCGUUGUAGAGACCCGAGCUGAGUAAGCGCGCAUUGAUUCUGGGUUGAGAGAGCGUCGUUUGCACGGAAAAAAGUGCAUUUCUGCAGUUUUGGAAUAAAGUAUAUCGGGAAUAUAUAUUGUUUCGGGAAUUUAUUCGUUAUUGUCCCAAAUAAAAGGUAAACGACAGCACCAUGUCCGUUCAAACAACCAUCGAAACCACCCGGAAGCGCCAGUCCAUGGGUCCCACUCAAGUCAUCGUCCAGAGGAGCACACCGGGAUCUAGAAUGUCGCUUGGAAGCAGUCUGGGAUCCAGCAGUACGAUGCGCAGAAAUGUCGUCCAAUCAUCGUUCUCCGCACCUACCCGGUCUAUGGGAGAGGCGGGUAGGGUAUCCAAGGAGUCCGUUGCCACGGUGAUGAACACGCGCGGGAAGGAAAAGAAGGAUCUGGGCGACCUGAACUCCAAGCUGGCCUCCUACAUCGACAAGGUGAAGUACAUGGAGGCGUGCAACAAGGCAAUGACGGAGGAGAUUGACCGGCUCCGCAAGAUGAAGGGUUACACCCAGGACCGGGUCAAGCAAGAAUACGAAGACGAACUCAAUGAGGCAAGGAAUACAAUCAAGACACUAUCAAAGGAGAUCGCUCCCCUGCAGGCUAGAAUUCUUGCACUUGAAGACAAGGUCGAGUCCAAAGACGCAGAACUGGACGCGGUGAGAAAGCAGAAGGAAGAACUCCAAUCCUCGGUUCACAAAAUGACCCAGCUGAUCUCAGAACUUGAGGGAGAGUUGAGCGGUCUCAGGGGCAGAGUCGAGACCGUCGAGAGGGAUAAUGAGAUGCUGAAAAGUGAUGUGCAGAGAGCCCGCGAUGAAGCCGAUCGUAUCAGAGAUGACUUCGAGGCAGCCGUAUCGAAGCAGAUUCUGGCAGAGAAUGAACGUGAUUUCGCCGACGAAGAGAGGCAGUUCAUAAGUGACACGCUCAACGCAGAGUGUGAAGAGUUGCGGGAACUGCUUGACAGCUUCAAGUCCGUCACGCCGGACAUCGCCAAGAUGUGGAAGAGUGAGUUCAGCAGUUGCAUCCAGGCCAUACAAGCUGAGUACAACGACCAGCUUGCCAAGAUGACCGAUUCCACCGAGCGUCGCUACCAGGACAGGAUUAUGCAAAUGGAGAACGCCUACCGCCGCGACAACACGGAUUCGUCAGUCACCAAGACCGAAAACAAGACCCUCAAGUCCGCAAUUGGGGACCAGAAGGGCAAGAUGAGCCAGCUACAGAGAGACAACGACCGUCUACUUAAGGAACUCGAGGAUCUUAAGCGAAUGUUUGAAGAGCAAUGCGAGGAAUGUGAGGAGGAGAAGUCGAGUCUGCGCCUUGAACUGUCCUCGCUGAGUAGCGAACUGUCGGACGUGAUGGCGGAUCUUGAAAACAUGCGCGGACAUAACCUUUCACUUUCGCUCGAGAUUUCCUGCUACCGAAAAUUGCUGGAGGGCGAGGAGAAUAGCAUGAAGAGGAUCAUCGAAGAUACGCAGAAUGUGCAGUCUGGUGGCGGCGCAGACUUGUCUUCACUCAUCAUGUCUAGCGGCGGCAGCGCCUCCCGAAGCGGCGGUGGCUCCUCAAGCCAACAAUCCACAAUGAGCGAGUCGACCGGCCUGGUCCGAGUGUCCAGAUCCUCUAAAUGUGCCAUCUCCAUCGCCGAGAUCGCCCAGGAUGGGACAUUUGUCAGGCUUAAGAACGAAUCCAGCUCCAAGGAUUUCGACAUGUCUAAUUGGAGUCUUGAGAGAAAACACCCUAAAGGCAAAUCCUCCUUCAAGUUGCCUGAUAACUUUAAGCUGAGUCAUGGCAAGUCUAUCAAGAUAUAUGCAAACUCGUUCGAGGAUGACGCUGGCCCAAAUGACUUCGUUGCCCCAAAGUCAACCUGCAAAUCGUGGGGAGUAGGGAGCGGGCAGUACACACUUCACGACGAUAAGGGAGCGGAAAAGGCCAACUCAAAGAUUGACUUCCAGACUGAAAAAUAAGCGAAACAGAACGAUCCGUUGAUAAAGUUGUGGAUAUCAACUUGAUAUUUAUUUCGUCGUUUCAGCAACUCUCUUGGCUAUGCAUAUCAUAACGUGUUGUGAACUUCUCACAGAUUUAUAUUCAUAUUAGAUUGUUUUCAUUUAAUUAUUUUUAUUAGCUAAGCUUUUGGCUCGAUUGUGAUAUGUAUGUUGUUGUCCAAUACAUAUAUAUUGUUUGCAAAUCUCACUUAUAUUUUUGAAACUCAAAUACAAGUAGUCAUAUCGCCUGAAAUUAUAAUUUAUUUUGGAGACUUAUCUGUAUUUUAUUUUGUUUUGAAUGUUAGCUUAUUGCAUUUAGUUGUCCCCGUCAUAAGAGAUACGUGUAAGUCCCCGUCAUAAGAGAUACGUGUAAGUCCCCGUCAUAAGAGAUACGUGUAAGUCCCCGUCAUAAGAGAUACGUGUAAGUCCCCGUCAUAAGAGAUACGUGUAAGUCCCCGUCAUAAGAGAUACGUGUAAGUCCCCGUCAUAAGAGAUACGUGUAAGUCCCCGUCAUAAGAGAUACGUGUAAUGUAGCCUGUUAUGUAAUUUACGUAUCCUAUUUCUGAAGGUGCUUAUCAGCAAACACUCAUAGAGGUCCACAUCCAUAAAUUAAUGACCCGUAAAAAACAGAAAAUGAAAUAAAGUAAUCCAUGACGUUAAAACGUAGGGAAUUGGUUGAUUUACAAAUCACUUGUUUUAAAGAUAUUUUUUUAAUUAUAAUUUGUUUCAUUUUAAGUUCAUUUUAGCUUUGUGUUGACUCGUACACUUUGUGUUGUAUUUAGAUGUUUUUUGUAGUUAGUAAUGUACAAAUUAUUUUAGUAAUUUUUAACCUACCAUAUAUAUAUUCAUACAAACCUUUCGCAUUUUCUUUUUUUAAAACAGAUUGUAUAGAUCACUUCAUUGCAAGAGUUUGGAUAAGUGAUACGAUUUUGUCUGAGAUUUGUAUUAAAACCUGCUAUAUCGUUUGUAACAAAGUAUUUAUGAACGUGAAUAAAUAACAAUACAUACAAAGUUAA